AGACAGACGCGCGGGAGGAGAAGUUCAAAGCGUCGGCGUCAUUUGAAUCCGACUCGAGCUUCUGGAAAAGGUGCGCGCGCUGCACCUGCUGAGAGAUAUAUAUAUAGAUAGAUAUAGAUAUAUAUAGUUCCAAUAAUGCAUUUUAUUCCUCUCUAAUACUUUUCUACAACAAAAACUAACAGAAGAAGAAUGUACGGUUUUCCUUCGGCUACAAACAACAACAACAACAACAACAACAACAACAACCAAUCUCGUCCGCUCCUCUAAUCCGUUCGCGUGUCCCGGUAACUUCUCCCGGUCCCUGGUUGGGAUGCUGUGAGCUCCAGCGGCGAUUACGCAACAACCCCCCCCCGCCCCCCCCCCCCCCGCCCCGUCCUGCGCGCUGUAACCGGAUCAGCGUCUCUCCUCAGCCUCUCCGGUCCCGCACUGACACCGGGCAGCUCUCAGCCGACAGACUCGGCCCCGUGACCUCAGCCGGCUCCGGUCGCCAUGGGGAAGGAGAAGCUCCACAUCAACAUCGUGGUGAUCGGCCACGUCGACUCCGGCAAGUCCACCACCACGGGCCACCUCAUCUACAAGUGCGGCGGCAUCGACAAGAGGACCAUCGAGAAGUUCGAGAAGGAAGCGGCGGAGAUGGGGAAGGGCUCCUUCAAGUACGCCUGGGUGCUGGACAAGCUGAAGGCGGAGCGCGAGCGCGGCAUCACCAUCGACAUCUCGCUGUGGAAGUUUGAAACCGGCAGGUACUACGUGACCAUCAUCGACGCCCCGGGCCACAGGGACUUCAUCAAGAACAUGAUCACCGGCACCUCCCAGGCGGACUGCGCCGUGCUGGUCGUGGCGGCCGGCGUCGGGGAGUUCGAGGCCGGCAUCUCCAAGAACGGGCAGACCCGCGAGCACGCCCUGCUGGCCUACACCCUGGGCGUGAAGCAGCUCAUCGUGGGCGUCAACAAGAUGGACUCCACCGAGCCCAACUACAGCCAGAAGCGCUACGAGGAGAUCGUGAAGGAAGUGAGCACCUACAUCAAGAAGAUCGGCUACAACCCGGACACCGUGGCCUUCGUGCCCGUUUCAGGCUGGAACGGAGACAACAUGCUGGAGCCCAGCCCCAACAUGACGUGGUUCAAGGGGUGGAAGGUCAACAGGAAAGAGGGCAACGCCUCAGGGACCACCCUGCUGGAGGCCCUGGAUGCCAUCACGCCCCCCAGCCGCCCCACAGACAAGCCUCUGCGUCUGCCGCUGCAGGAUGUCUACAAGAUAGGAGGUAUCGGCACGGUGCCGGUGGGCCGCGUGGAAACAGGCGUACUGAAGCCCGGCAUGGUGGUGACCUUCGCUCCCGUCAACGUGACCACGGAGGUGAAGUCCGUGGAGAUGCACCACGAGGCGCUGACCGAGGCCGCCCCCGGCGACAACGUGGGCUUCAACGUCAAGAACGUGUCGGUCAAGGACAUCCGGCGUGGCAACGUGGCCGGAGACAGCAAGAACGACCCGCCGCAGGAGGCCGCCAACUUUACCGCGCAGGUGAUCAUCCUCAACCACCCGGGUCAGAUCAGCGCCGGCUACGCUCCGGUGCUGGACUGCCACACCGCUCACAUCGCCUGCAAGUUCGCAGAGCUCAAGGAAAAGAUCGACCGGCGCUCCGGCAAGAAGCUGGAGGACGACCCCAAAUCCCUCAAGUCCGGAGACGCCGCCAUCGUGGACAUGAUUCCCGGCAAGCCGAUGUGUGUCGAGAGCUUCUCCGAGUACCCUCCGCUUGGUCGCUUCGCGGUGCGCGACAUGCGCCAGACGGUGGCCGUCGGCGUGAUUAAGGCCGUGGAGAAGAAGGUCUCCAGCACCGGUAAAGUCACCAAGUCGGCCCAGAAGGCCCAGAGGACCAAAUGAAUGUCGUGCUACUCUGCCGACCCCAAGGUCUCCCGGGGCAGGACGCCCGUCGUCCGACUCCAUCCCACGAUCGGCCGCUUUAACUCAAUCAUCAAAGACUGGUUACUCGCCACGAUGCACCGCAAGAGCAUUCGGAGGAAAGGAACCAGGUUUAGAUCUCGAGUCCUUGAGGCCCCCCCCCCCCCUCCCCCUCCUCCUCCUAACUCAAUUUUCUGCGGUUAGAUUACGUCUCCAUGUAAUAACAAAACUGAUAGUUUUAAAUGUGCACUAUUUGUUUAGUUUGUGUGGAUGUUGAGACGUUGAACAUUUAGAGGUGCUGAGCCGUGUCUGCGUGGUCUUUACGUGUUGUCGGUGUUCGUUUGCAACUACGUGGUGCUGAGAUGUUGUUCUUGAUGAAAAAACGACGUUCUUCCAAGUAGUAGAUCUGUAGACUUCAGUGAUUCCUUGUGUCUAAGCUAGAAAAAGCACUUAAAAACAAUCCUUAAAGCACUUUGAUUGGCGUUUUGCUGACUUUGCACUUGCACUGGAGAAGCUUAAAUUGGCAUAAGCUGCUGCACCUUACUGUAAGAAGACAAUGAGCCUCUUUGCAAAAUUAAACAUGUUCCAACCA
Cyclopterus lumpus (lumpfish) is the source of this 2488-nucleotide messenger RNA. It is a transcript of the gene eef1a1a, whose product is annotated as eukaryotic translation elongation factor 1 alpha 1a. Bases 490 to 1878 code for a protein of 462 amino acids. Gene Ontology annotation, biological process: translational elongation; translation. NCBI's taxonomy places the organism in Eukaryota, Metazoa, Chordata, Actinopteri, Perciformes, Cyclopteridae. The transcript has 8 exons. The record is from RefSeq and is a predicted model, not a curated record. Gene Ontology annotation, molecular function: GTPase activity; GTP binding; translation elongation factor activity.